AUGACUCAAGCUUCUGGCCUUAUACUCAAUACCUUUGAUCAGCUAGAAGCCCCCAUUAUCAGCAAGCUCACUACUAUAUUUCCUAAAGUCUACACCAUUGGUCCUCUCCACACUCUCAUCAAGACUCAAAUUGCAGACAAUAGUUCAUUGUCCCUUCAUUUGAGAAAAGAAGACAAAAGCUGCAUAACUUGGCUGGACCAACAAAAGGACAAGUCAGUUUUGUAUGUCAGUUUUGGCACUUUGGCAAAGGUGUCAUCUGAGCAACUAUUGGAGUUUUGGCACGGUUUGGUGGCUAGUUUAAAGCCUUUCUUGUGGGUUAUUCGGAAGGAUCUUAUCAUUAGGGAAGGUGGUUUGGGUCAUAAUAAUGUUCCUAUGGAGCUUGAAUUAAGAACUAAAGAAAGAGAGGGUUUGUGGUGGAUUGGGCACCCCAAGAAGAGGUUUUGGCUCAUCCUGCAGUGGACGAUCAAUAGUAGGUGUGUGAGUGCGCAAUGGAGGAUUGGGAUUGACAUGAAUGGAACUUGUGACAGGUUAGUUGUUGAGAAGAUGGUGAAGAAUGUGAUGGAGAAUCAAUCACGGCUCACAAGCUUCGCAUAUGAGAUUGCAAAACAAGCUCAUGAUAGUGUCAAAGAAAAUGGUUCCUCUCUUCAGAGCGUAGAGAAUUUGAUCAAGGACAUUAAGUCAAUGAAGGUAAUUAGGAAUUAA
Sphenostylis stenocarpa is the source of this 702-nucleotide messenger RNA. The record is from the annotation of a GenBank genome assembly. Lineage: Eukaryota; Viridiplantae; Streptophyta; Magnoliopsida; Fabales; Fabaceae.